AUGCGCUUCCCGUACCCACGGCUCUUCUACGGCUCCGAGGACCACACCCUGAGCCGCGUCGUGCUGCGCUUCGGCAUCGCCUUCUUCGUGCCCUUCAGCGUGCUCGUCAUGAAGCUGGUCCGGGAGAAGCGAGCCGGCACCAGGGAGAUGGUACGCCGCGCGGGGCUGGGUGACGUGGCCUACUAUAUGGGCCACAUGUUCGAGUCUGGCUUCAUCAUUUUCGGCGCCAUCCUGCUGAUGUACGUGCCGCUGUUCGUGUACCGCAACGCCAGUGGCACGGCCUUCCUCGAGCACGUCAACCCGUUGCUCUUCAUGCAAGUACUGUGCACGUGCGGAGCGCAGACUAUACUGCACGCCAUGGUGCUCGCCCAGUUUAUAUGGGAGCCCAGCGUGGCGUUCGCGGCGGCCGUCGUCUACUGGCUCGCGAUCUCCAUCAUCCCGUACGCGUGGCUUCAGAACCCGUUCGGGCUCGGAUACUACCUCACGCCGAGAGCGGAGAAGAUGGCCACCGCGCUCAGCCCUUGCAUGCUACUGCACUGGUGCCUGCGGGCCAUGGAACGCUUCGAGAAGUACGAGGUUCCUUUGUCGUGGCACAACAUCAACGACAACUACACCACGCUGGACAACGUGGGCGUGGGCUCUCUCAGUGGCGUUGGCAUAUUCGAGGUGAUCGUCAUGGCGGGCAUCGUCUUCUUCCUGGACAACGCGGCGCCCUGGGGAUACGGAGUCCCCAAGCCGCUGUACUUCUUCUUCUCUAUCGACUACUGGACUCCCCUUAAGAAGUGGAACAUUCGGAGCCCGGUGCCGCCCAAUAUCAACCCGGAGUACUUUGAACCGGCUCCCAAGAGCGUCGAUGCUGUUGUCAAUAUCAUCGACUUGUGCGCGGUGAGCUGCUCACGAUUAGUCCCGAUCUCAUCUCAAAAUUUCGAAACUCGUCCACGUGGAGUAACUCUCCUGCCAUUCGUGCGGGUAGAGUUAGUAACAGUACAGUACACAGUUUUCGAGGAUGAAAUCUUCACAGUUGGAGAAAAGUUCUCCUGGUUCGAGGAUGAAACCCGGGACCAACGCCUUUCCGGCGUAGUCGCUCCACCAUAG
Messenger RNA from Dermacentor andersoni, 1095 nucleotides. NCBI's taxonomy places the organism in Eukaryota, Metazoa, Arthropoda, Arachnida, Ixodida, Ixodidae. The record is from RefSeq and is a predicted model, not a curated record.